AUGCAGGUGGCACUGAUCUUGACGGUCAUCCUUCUGGUGCCUCGCUCAUCGCCGUUGCACGUGGAGCGCGUUCACACGCUGAAAGAGCUUCGCCACACCGGUCCGGCUGUGGUUACAAAGUACGCCAUCGUUUUUGACGCUGGAAGCACGGGGAGCCGCAUCCACGUUUUUAAAUUCGAGCAACAGGAUGGGCAACUCAAGCUUAUCAGUGAUACUUUUGAGCAGCUCAAGCCGGGUCUCAGUUCCUACGCGGAUGACCCUGCUAAGGCGGCUGCGUCACUCCAACCGCUUUUGGAUACUGCUUUGAAAACAGUACCGGCAGGUGUCCAAGGGUCUACACCUAUCUCCCUCAAGGCCACUGCUGGCUUGCGACUGCUUCCUGGGGACAAGGCAGAACGGAUCCUGCAAGCAGUUGAGGAUCUACUGAAGAAGCAGCCUUUCAAGCUCGCACCUGGCGGGGUGUCUAUUAUGGAUGGCAAGGACGAGGGCGCUUUUGCAUGGCUCACGCUGAACUACCUGCUUGGGCGUUUGUCGGGAACCGUGAGCACCACAGUUGCUGCCAUUGACAUGGGAGGCGGCUCCAUACAGGAGGCUUUUGCUCUGGAGGAGACGGACGCACAAGCAGCUCCAAAGGACUACGUGGUGCAGCUUCACGGUGGCGGCAAGACCUUCAACGUGUAUGUUCACUCUUACCUGGGUUAUGGCCUUAUGGCCGGUCGCGCCAAGCUCAUUGAAGCGUCGCAAUCGUCGGACAACGCGGCAGGGGCCAGCGAAUGCUUUGCUUCGGGGGCGUCUGGCGCGUACUCCUACGCCGGCAAGGAGUAUUCAUAUGCGCCCCGCGGUGGCAAGGGAGAUGCGGGCAAGUGCUCAUACCUGGGCGAAGUGGCUUUGCAGGCGAACUUAACUUGUGGCGCGGAGCAGAUUCAGUGCUCGUUCAACGGUGCAUGGAGGGGCAACGGCCUGAGCAAGGGCCGCCAGUAUUACGUCUCGUCUUACUUCUGGGACAGAGCCUUCGAGACAGGCAUUAUCAAGGAGCAGGACGCCAUCAUGUGGCCCACAUCGCCAAGGGAGUUCAGGGCUAAGGCGGCAGAGGUGUGUAGCCUCAGUACCGACGCAAUCACCAAGACGUUUCCGAAAGUGCAGGGCGACGCAGCCAAUUUCUUGUGCUUGGACCUUACCUAUUGUGAUGUCAUGCUCACAAAGGGCUUCAAAGUGGAUCUCGGAACGUCGGUGACGCUGGUUAAGCAAGUCCUUUAUAACGGCCAGCAUAUCGAAGCUGCAUGGCCUCUCGGGGCGGCUGUCAAUGAUCUCUCUGCAUAAGGGAGGCAGUCCCACCAAUUUUGUGAUUGCCCCGGUGAUUAACGUGAGGGGUAUGUGUUUGCAGCUAGCAGACUUGUGGGUUACGGGCGGGACCUGAGAUUGAGGCCUGCCACAUUAUUUGGUGACCAACUACAUUCUUUCCUUGGCUAGGUGCAAAAGGGACGGGGGAUAUGCGUGACAUUCAGACGAUACGCCUGGUCGUGGAAGUUCACCAGACGGUUGGUGUCAGCCAACGCAGUUGUGCGUUUUGCUUAUUGCACGUGAGCUUUUCAUGCGUUAGAUUCUUUCAAAUGCUAUUCGCGCUUUAUGAAUUGCAGUGAUAGAACCCCUGUGAGUCGCCGGACAGAACUUGGCCUGAUUGUAACAUUACGGUGAAACCACUUGUAACAGACUAUAUAG
Volvox carteri f. nagariensis is the source of this 1719-nucleotide messenger RNA. RefSeq lists its product as uncharacterized. Gene Ontology annotation, molecular function: nucleoside diphosphate phosphatase activity. Bases 1 to 1320 code for a protein of 439 amino acids. Gene Ontology annotation, cellular component: membrane. NCBI's taxonomy places the organism in Eukaryota, Viridiplantae, Chlorophyta, Chlorophyceae, Chlamydomonadales, Volvocaceae. Gene Ontology annotation, biological process: nucleoside diphosphate catabolic process. The record is from RefSeq and is a predicted model, not a curated record. The transcript has 7 exons.